UUAACCUAAAAGGAAGAGCGCCAUUUUCCCCCAUUCUCUCUCCCCAUACGAACCCGGACGAUUCCCCUUCUCUCAGAAAACGGCGGAUUCCCAAAGCCAUAGCCUUCCGCAUUUUCUACACACAUAAAAGCAUCUGAAAACAAAUUUGAAAUUCAAAAUUCCUGAAAUUUUCAGCUUCAAAAUUGAAAAAAAGAAGAGAAGAAGUGAAGUUUCAGCUGACUUUUAUACUCAAAAUAAUCAGUUGCCGUUGUUGAUUCAAGGAGGUCUUCUAUACUAUUUUUCUGGGUUUUUGAAAGCAAUUUUUGAGCCAUGAAUUUUGCUGUUUCGGCUGUGAUAAGUGGCUGAGCUCCUCUUUAGUUUUCAAUCUUUAUUUGGUCUUAAUUUCUUCUCCUGUGUUGUUUCGAGAUUAUAAAAAAUGGUGCAGUACAACUUUAAGAAGAUUACGGUGGUUCCCAAUGGGAAGGACUUUGUCGAUAUCAUUCUGUCUCGCACACAGCGUCAAACUCCUACUGUUGUCCACAAAGGAUAUGCUAUCUCUCGUAUACGUCAAUUUUACAUGCGCAAAGUGAAGUAUACACAGCAGAAUUUCUAUGACAAACUCUCCACCAUUAUUGAUGAGUUCCCCAGGCUUGACGAUAUCCAUCCUUUCUAUGGGGACCUUCUUCAUGUGCUCUACAACAAAGAUCAUUACAAGCUUGCCCUUGGCCAAAUUAAUACUGCUAGAAAUUUGAUUUCAAAAAUUGCUAAAGAUUAUGUGAAAUUGUUGAAGUAUGGCGACUCACUCUAUCGCUGCAAAUCCCUGAAGGUUGCUGCUCUUGGGCGUAUGUGCACUGUUAUAAAGCGCAUUGGCCCAAGUUUAGCGUAUUUAGAACAGAUUAGGCAGCACAUGGCAAGACUUCCCUCAAUUGAUCCCAAUACUAGGACAAUCUUGAUUUGUGGGUAUCCAAAUGUUGGAAAGAGCUCAUUCAUCAACAAAAUUACAAGAGCAGAUGUGGAUGUCCAGCCUUAUGCUUUCACUACGAAGUCCUUGUUUGUCGGUCAUACUGACUACAAAUAUCUGAGGUAUCAAGUGAUCGACACUCCUGGUAUUCUGGAUAGGCCAUUUGAGGAUCGUAAUAUCAUUGAGAUGUGCAGUAUUACAGCUCUAGCACAUCUGAGGGCUGCGGUGUUGUUUUUCCUUGAUAUUUCUGGGUCUUGUGGCUAUAGCAUUGCGCAGCAGGCUGCUCUUUUCCACAGCAUCAAAUCACUCUUUAUGAACAAACCCUUGAUGAUCGUGUGCAACAAAACGGACUUGCAGCCGUUAGAAGGGAUUUCUGAGGAAGACAAGAAGUUAGUCGCAGAGAUGAAAGAUGAAGCCAUGAAGACAGUGAUGGGUCAAGGUGGCGAGGCAACAGAUGAAGCAGGUGUGUUGUUAACUAUGAGCACGUUGACUGAAGAUGGCGUGAUUUCGGUGAAGAACGCAGCUUGUGAGAGGUUACUGAAUCAGAGGGUGGAAUUGAAAAUGAAGUCGAAAAAGUUGAAUGACUGCUUGAACCGCUUCCAUGUUGCUAUGCCAAAACCACGUGACCAGAAAGAGAGGCCAGCAUUCAUACCUCAGGCAGUGUUGGAAGCCAGAGCUAAGGAAGCUGAGGCAGAUGCUGAGAAACAGAAAAGGAAACUUGAGAGAGAUCUGGAGAAUGAGAACGGUGGUGCAGGUGUUUACUCUGCCAGUUUGAAGAAGCACUAUCUAUUAGCAAAUGAAGAGUGGAAGGAAGAUGUAAUGCCAGAAAUUUUAGAUGGGCACAAUGUCUAUGACUUUAUUGACCCUGAUAUCUUACAAAGGCUUGAAGAAUUGGAGAGAGAAGAAGGUCUUCGUCAUGAUGCAGAAGGGGAUGAAGAUUUUGAGAUGGACGGUGUUGAGCUUACCCCUGAAGAACAAGCAGCAUUAGCUGAAAUCAGGAAACAGAAGAGUUUGCUCAUUCAACAGCAUAGAAUUAAGAAAAGCACUGCAGAGA
Messenger RNA from Nicotiana tabacum (common tobacco), 1994 nucleotides. NCBI's taxonomy places the organism in Eukaryota, Viridiplantae, Streptophyta, Magnoliopsida, Solanales, Solanaceae. The record is from RefSeq and is a predicted model, not a curated record.